AUGAGUCGUGUGAUCGUGUUCUUUGUUCUAGUCAGCUUCAGUAUGACGUGGGGGGAGAUGGGAGCGUGCGGGAACUGUGUUAACGGGGAUCUUAGUGUCACAGAAUUGACGGAGGCGAGGAUCCAAUUUAUUAAGCAGCAGAUAUUGAAGAAGUUGCGGCUGAGCAAGAAGCCGGCUGUAGCUGUGCCAGUGAAUAGUCUGCCGAUGCCGGUAGCUCAAGGGCAGACGUUGAGCCAGGGGUCUGAUAAGCCGCCGGAGUUCGACGACUACUAUGGCAGAACUGAGCAGAAGAUUAUCUUUCCUGUCGAAGGUGAAUGUCUGACUUCAGGGCGAUAUCCUUUCACGUGUUUGCAGUUUGAGCUACCGCCGGAUGUCGAACCCGAAGAAGUUACAGUCGUUGAGCUCUGGUUUUAUAAGGAACGUGACCCUCUAGAUGAAUAUAACCAGACAUUCGUGAUAUCGGAAGCAGCACACUGGGACAGCCAGCAGCAGUUUAAGAAGACGAAACCCAUUGCCAUCAAGGAGACGAGCAUCGGGGAAGGUUGGGUCCGAGUGGAACUGGCGUGGGCGGUCAGGGUCUGGCUGGAGGGAAGGGAACGGCUGCACACGCUACAUGUGGCUUGUAGAACUUGUCAAUUACGUCGGGCCCCACUAUCGUUCCACGAGAAACACCGUCCAUUCCUCGUGCUCUACACGAAAUAUGCCGGUAAGCGUCGCCGAGGGAGAACCCUGGAAUGCGGGGCUAAUACAAGCGAAUGCUGCAGGGAACCGCUUUUUAUCAGCUUCAAGGAUUUAGGGUGGGAUGACUGGAUCAUCAGACCGGCAGGAUACCAUGCGUAUUUCUGCAAGGGGUCUUGUUUGCCGAUCUCUGCUGUUACGAGAGCGGAUAGCUACCAUCAUAAUAUUAUUAGGAAAUACUUCUACUCAGUGUCAAACGACCGGAAAGCAGAAUUCAAGCCCUGCUGCGCGCCAACCACGUUUAGUUCGCUACAAUUGCUCUAUAUGGACUCAAAUAACACGGUGACGCAAAAAACGCUACCGAACAUGGUGGUGGAAUCCUGUGGAUGCAUGUGA
Molecule: messenger RNA, 1074 nt
Organism: Leptosia nina
Lineage: Eukaryota; Metazoa; Arthropoda; Insecta; Lepidoptera; Pieridae
Source: the annotation of a GenBank genome assembly